AUGAUGUUAACCGAAUGUCCGCCGCCGCAACUCAGCGCCGGCUUCAUGUUCCAGAGAGACCAGCGGAACGAUCGCAAAAAGUCUUGCGGUCUGUUUUUUUCCUGAUUGACAGAGUUAUCCUUCUUAGGAACUCCAGAGUGGUCCCUAUAGGGGCAACCUUAGGUUCCCUCUAGCGACCACUUUAUCAACCCCUAUAGGGGCCACUAAAGCCUGCAAAAGUGAUCCCUAUAGGGGUCAUUCUGGUUGAUGAUUGUUAUAAACUCUGUGCGAGGAAACAUUUCCAUGCGAAAAACUAAAUAAAUUUGGUGUUUUUGAAUGAAUCUGAAAAACCCCUAUAGUGACCACCUGAGCUUUAGAGGCUAAGGAGUCAGACCCUAAACCUCUAUAGAAACCACUUAUUCGACCCUCUGCGCUUUUAUGUUUUAUGACCUUCUUAGGAAUUCCAGAAGGGUCCCUAUAGGGCAACCUUCGAAGAUUUUGGAGGGCCCCCCUCUAGUGACCACUUUAUGAACCCCUAUAGGGGCCACUAAAGCUUGCAAAAGUGGUCCCUAUAGGGGACAUGCUUGUUACGAACUCUAAGCGAAAAAGCAUUUCCAUGGGAAAAACUGAAUAAAUAAGCAUUUUUGAAUGAAGUUGGAAGAUAUAGGGACCACUCUGGAAUUUCCCUAUAGGGACCACUCUGGAAUUUCCAAUUUAUUCUUCUUUUAGCUGGAAUUCUAGAUUUUUUUUUUGAAGACUUCCAGUAGACCUAGAAAAAAUUAGAAAAUGUGGCAUCCUUGAAAAAAAUUUACCGCUUUUUUUCUUUCUGCAAAUGGGACAUUUAUCGAUUUUUUUGACUGCCAAAAAUUCUUCUAAUAAUUUUUUUUCUGACGAAAAAAAUGGGAUAUCUUUUAAAAUUUUACUUUCUGCUAGGCCUCUUAAAUCUUUUUUUCCAGCUUAAACAUCGGAAAAUCCAAUUUUUCCUUUUAAAAAUCUAGGACUUUCGCGAUUUUUUGAAAAUGAGCUUCCUUCAACUCUUUCGAAACAUAUCUGAAAAUAAAGAAUUUUUUUUACCCCACAAAAAGAAUUUUCGGUAGAUUUUUUACCCGAACCCGCUCCUCAAUUCAUCCUGUAAUAUGUAGUUCCGAGAAUCCCCAACCUUUUUCGGAAAAGCCACAAAAACUUCACGUGAAAGCGUGCUCGACUGCACUUUUCCAUGAAAAUAUUUCCCCCCGAACGAUACCGUAACCCUGCCCUUUUGUUGUUUCUCCGCCUCUCUGUGACCUCUUGUUUCCGCGCACUGUCUCUCCUUUUUUGCACUUUCUGUUUUCCAUCCCACCAGAUGAUUUUCUAGUCGAUUCUACUGCUAAUCCAUGUUUUCGAAGAGGGCAAAGAAUGACAGGGGUAUUGCUCAUGUUAGCUGAUAUUUUUGGGUAUUUUUUUAAAAACAGCAAAUUUUCUUGACUUAUCAGUUUUUCAAAGUACUUUCCAGUUUUCUUUUGAAAUUUCUUUAAAAGCCGAAAGUUUUGGUAUGAAAUUUUGAUCAUUUUUUUCAAUUUCGAUACGUUUUCUAGCCAUAUUUCUGUCCAAAACAGUCCUACUGGGAAGAACUCCAAAGGCCACUCAAGAGGUUCCUCUGGGACUACUUGGUAAAGGUAGGGACCGCAAAGCCACGCCCCUUUUCGCGAUAGAAAAAGUGGCUUUUUUUUGGUUUUCAAGUUUCAUUUUGUUGUAGUUGUAAAAUAUGUGGAACUGGCGAAUAAAAUUUGACACACAUGUACAGAAAAGCUUCCUCUUUCGUUUAAAAAAUAUUUCACGCUUUUUUUAAUGCGUUCUCGCGGAAUGUCGUACAAAAAAACGUGAAUGGAACUAAAAAAAUUUUUGUCAUUUUUUUGCUUUUUUUUGUGUUUUCAGGUCGAACGCACUCUUUCUUUUUUUAUAUAAUGAUUUUUGAUUCAAGUAACGGUAAUUUUAAAACAAUAAAAUAAAAAAAUUCGUCUUUGCCAAAAAAAUUUUUAGGGAGUGCCGAAAGUCAUAAUUCAAAAAUAUCGUUAAUAAGCGAAUAUAAUCGAGUUUUUUUGUUUUUUUCAAAAAAGUUAGACCAUAGGCUUACUUAAAUUUUUUUCUCCACAGCAUAUGUGCUGGAAAAAGUUGUUUAAUACGCAAAAAUGCACUUGAAAAUAGAGAAUAAAAUUAGCGGCGUUUAUCACACAGAAAGCGGUCGAACGCAGGUUUUUUUCAAACGAUUAUAUACAUUUAUUAGUAAAAAAAUCUUUCAAUUAAAAAGAAUAAAAAUAAAAAAAUUCGUCUUUGCCAAAAAAAUUUACGGGGCCGUUUUAAUGCAGUGAUCGUUAAACGAGGCAAAAAGCACUGAAAAAAACAGUUUUUUUCGAAGUGAAUUUCCACGGAAAAAUUUGAGUAAAGAUUUGCGAACAUAUUCUGAUAAAAAAAUAGCUGAAUUACUUCAAAUUUUUUUAUUUUUUUGAAAUAGGCAAUCUGUGCUAUUCAAACGGCUCAAGGCUAUGGCGGAUGGAAGUUCCCCUCGCCAGACCUAACAACUGGCGCAGCGCGUGCGCUGCGAUUUUUUUCAUUUUGAGGUCGCGAGUUCGAUACCCGCAAGCGUCAGUUUUUUUUGUUUUUCUGGAAAAAUACCGACUUUUUUUCGGCAAACUAGCUAAUUUUUCAUCAUUAUAGAGCUCUAUUAUGAUUUCUUACAUUUCUUACAUCAUAAUAGACCAGUAUCAAAAACUUGUUCUAAAAAGAAAAAAAUCGAGAAAAAAAUGUCUAAAAUGGAUAACACCAAAAUUUCAGUACUAAAAAAAUGGUGCGCGGCGCGCCACAUUUUUUUCGUCAUAACUUUUUCAUCCUCAUUCUUUUCCGAAAAAAACUAAACGGUUCUGAGUUUCGAAUCGAAACAGCUAUCAAAACCAUGCAAAGCUCAAUGCUGAAAAAAAAUUUUCGAAAAUUGGUCUGCGGUCCCUAGGUAAAGGUACAUUUCCAAGUUCAUCGUUCGAUUCGCAAAAAAAAACUAUAUAAGAUACUGCUUUGAACUGAAACACCGUUUUUUACUGCCCCUAUGCCUUUAACUAUAGGGGCCACUCUAAGAUUCCUGAGAAAAAUUUUCAUAGGGUAUAUUUUGUCAAAAGUUGCGAAAUUCGGUCCAAAGUACCUAUUAAAAGACAAAUAGUAUGAAAAUGUGGAGCGAAACCGUUCUUUAGACUCGCCCUCGCGGCGGUUGUUUUGCGGGUGUGUCGUCGGUGCGAUGGAGCGCCGUUGUUUUGUCUCUCGUGCCCUCGUGUGGCGGGGACCCUCCUCGCAACUUGUUUUUCGUCACCGCCAUGCACGGGAUUUUGAAAGAGCGUCGGAACGCCUGGGGGAAACCCCCCUUUCUUUUGCGUCCGGAACUGAAAAAAAGCGGCGGAGGGGGCUGAAGUGACUCAGGAUUAAUGUCAUGAAGCAUGAAUGUUUACAGGCUGUACAGAUUCAGCUGAAAAUUUUGCGCCAAGAAAGUCAUCUACAGUUAGAAAACAGUUAGAAAAAUAAAAAAAUUUUUUUUUCACUUUACAAGGGAGGUAAUUUCACUUUGGGCUCGGGAACUUCUUGAAAUUUUGCCAGAACCCUUUUUGAUGUACCAGAAAAGGAUCCUGAAAUUUUCAAACCGUAUAACUUCCUAGUUUUUGAGAAAUAAGGGUUUAAAAACAACCAACUUCAACGGAUUUUUAGAAUUUUUUCGACUUUGAGGUGUUUUUUCUCAGAAACUAAAAAUUUUGGCAGGUUGAGAUUUUCAGAAUCUUCUUCUGGGACAUCAAGAAGUACUCUGGCAAAUUUCCAGAAAAAUCCCACCUCAGCAGUAAAAUGACCUCAGGAAAUGAGAAAAUUCGAAAAUAAGUCGACCGGUCUUCCAGAUCCCUUCAGAAGAAACUUUAUUAAUAUUUUUAAAACAUUGAAAAAUUUAUCUUGAAGAUGAGCUUUUUUUCUUCAUAUGAAAAAUGGUAAUUUCAACUUGAUGAUCCAAAAAAAUGAGAGAAUAAAUCCAGAACAAAUUAUUCACUUUUUUUGUUGAAAAAAAUCUCUUUUUUUCAGCGUAAAUCAGCCUUACGGAAGCUUUUUCUGAUUUGUGUUUAUUUCAAAGGUCGUUUAAUCAAGUUUUUUUAAAAUUUUUUUAAGUUUGUAAGUAGAAGAAGCUUUGAAGGAUUUCAAGAGCAAGGUAUUUUUUUGGCUUCUAGAUUUUUUGUUCAAAAAUUUUUAAUGGCGUCCCAACUUCCAUAGUCUGUUCAGAUUUUGAAUUUCAAGUAGAAUGACGUCAUUUGAAAAACGCUCUGUGGAUGGCUCGCUCUCUGAUUGGUUAAUCCCGCCAUUAGGGGGCGGAGCUUGAGCGACGAGUUGACAUUCAAAAUCUGAACAGACUAUAUAGUUUCUCUAGACAGUCAUUUUUCUCUGAAAAAUAAAUUUUCUACGAGGAAACCGCAAUUUUUCAACCUCCACGACUUUCCUUAACGAUCUUCGUUGUUACGAGCUUUCGAGCCGCUUGAUUUAUUAUUUGUGCUCACAUUGCUCAUGUUAAAGGAACGGAUUUUUUUCUGCGCAGCGUGGGAACGCUCCGCCCACUUAUUUCUUGUUCCUCCGUGGUUUGGGUCAAGUGAAAUCAAGAGCCGAUUUUUUUUUUCGAUUGACAUACUGACCAAGUUUUUUGGUAGGGGAAUUGUACCAGUUGGAGGACGAUAAGUUACGUUUUGAAGGGUGGAAUUUUUGGUAGGGAAGUUGAGAAAAACUUUUAUAACUUAAAAAAACUUUAUAUGCAUUACUGGUAGAGAAGUACUUCCAGGAGGUGUGAUUUAAAAAAAGGCUAAACUUCAAAUUUUGUUCUUUUCAAAUGAGUAGAAGAAUCUCAGAAGCUCCUGGGAAAUUCGAAAAUAUUACAAAAAAAUAAUAUCAAAAUAUAAAAAAAUAAUACAAAAAAAUUUUUUUAAAAAAAUAUACCUAUUCUUAAAUUUUGAAAAAAAUUCAUUAGAAAAAGGAGAACGGAAACCAAAAAUUCGACAAUUUUCGGUCAUUUUUGAACUGUGAAAAUUUUUUUUUACUGUUUUUAAAGGUUUGAAAAAGUCUUCAGUACGUUUCCUAUCUGAAAGUUAACUUCACGAACAAAAAAUUUCCCUAAAAACCUCAAUUUUUCCGUUUGAAUGACACCAAAUCCUUUCUUAAAAUCCUCAAUUUUUGAAGUUUUUUUUUCGAAACUCGCUUCAAGCCUCUGACAUCAGCCGCCUCGUACUCCGAUAUGAAAUGUUUUUCCAAAGGGAACACCCAAGCAAGCAAAAAAAAAAAGAGUGUUAGCUGAGGCGAUGCGGACGACCGCAGAGACGGUUGUUUUGGCGUCGCGCCACUCGUUCCGACUGGAAUUGUCGACGCCCAAGCUAAAUUGAGGGCUUUUUUUUGAAAGAGGGGACUACUACUUUUUGGACUGGGAACGUUCAUGAUUUUAUUGAUUUGGUUUUGAAACCUUUCGGAAGAAGAUUGAAGCUGCGAAAAAGGAACUUAAAAGGGAGGUCAUUUUACUUUGCAUUUUACCUGAAAAUUGGCCAAAACGCUCCUUGAUGUACCAGAAAAAAAUCCUGAAAGUCUCAACCUGCACAAAUUUCUCGUUUUUGAGAAAAGACGCCUCAAAAUCCAUUAAAAUAGGCCACUUUAGGCCCUUAUUUCUCAAAAAAUAGGAAGUUGUGCAGGUUGAGACUUUCAGGAUCUUCAUCUGGUACAUCAAAGACUGUUCUGACCAAUUUUCAGGGAAUUCCCAGCCAAAAAGUAACUUGACCUUCCUUGAGAAGGCUCCUGUUCUCUGAACUUGCAGUGAAACUUCCGAAAACGAUUAAAAUCAUUAAAAGCUCAUAAAUCUCCAAAAAAACAUGAAAUAAAUUUUUUUCAAAGAUUUUUUUAAAAAAAUCAGACUUUUUUUCUUGGAUGGUUGAAUAGAAAAACUUUCCAAUUUUCUUGAAAAUUCUUUGGUCUUUUUUUCCCCGACUUGGUCUACAUAAUCUUCAAUUUUUGUUUCAAAAUUUUGAUUCAGUCAGUCUUUUUUUUCCACUUUACAAAGAAAAACUAUAUAUUUUCGAUUGCUCAAAAAUAUUUUGUACCUUAUCUAGUGACUCAUUGUGACGUCCGCGAUCAAUGUAUGAUAAAAAUAAUCUCUUAAAGUGGGAAAUAAACUCCAAUUUGCAGAUUCGGACGAGUUCCGGAAGCGGUCAGGAACGGUGGGCUCGGGCAAAGGAUCCGAAAAGCGUUGGCCCAAGCGCGACGUCGGGCCAAGUCUAGAGCUCAGGUGCUGCAUCGAUCAAGAGGUAUUGAUUGAAGGACUUCAAAUUCGAACAAUGCAUUUCUUCCGCCUAUUAAUGCCCAUUCGCGGAAUUUUCUCGUUAAAAUUUGAAAAAGCAGGGUGUGCACGCCUCAUUUUGCAAAUGCGGCGCGGUUUAUCUAUUUUGAAGGACACUUCAGGGGAAUUUUGAUUUUUCAGCACUUAUGCUUCUCUAAUGUUUUUUUCUUUAUUUUCUCUAUGGUAUCUUCUUUUUCAGGUUUUACGGAACAAUGUUGACCGCCACUGUUUUUUUCGAAGACGAGCAGGUAAUCAAAAAUUAAAAAUAAUAAUAAUAAGUUUUUUUCUUUUUGAAGGUUCGAAUCAAUGGAAGUGUGUUCACACGGAGAACCAACUACGAUAAUUUGCUAUCGGUUGUGCCAAAGUCCAAAUUUAAUGGGAUUCAUAUAAAGGUUACCUAUAAAAUAAUUUUCAAAAAGAGACUAAUUUUUGGUUUCAUUCGAAUACUCCCGUUUUUCACAUUUUUUUCAAAAUUUCUUUCGUAAUUUGAUCUUUUUUUAUUCUUAAUUUUAAUUUGAAUGGAGGACUUAAUUUUCUCCUUGGAUAUGAAAUUGAAUAUUUUUUCCAGAUGGAAGACGAUUGUCCACAGGGCGGAGAUGACAUUCGGCUUUGUUUGUUGAAAACUUUGGGUGCCAAUAAUUUGAGAUCGGUGCCUUGCGUUUGCUGCUACGCAGAUAUGAAGGUUCGUUUGUUAAAUAAUUGAAUAUUUCGGUCGCAAGGAGAAUGGCUCGAUGCGUAGCGGUUGCGAAGCGGCUAUUUCUGAGCCCGUGGAAAAAAAUCUAGAAAUCUGAGGUUUCUUUGCGAUUUCAAGUUGAACCGCUGCGCAUCCGCGACGCUUUGAGCCAUUCUCAAUUGGCCUGAAAGCUAAAGAUUAUGAAAAUUUUCAAAUUUAGGUAUAUAUUUUUGAAAAUAAUUAAAGGUUUUCGGUUUUCUGGAAUUUUUCGAAAUUAUUAUUUUUUUUUUUCAAGUCCGACUUAUACUAUACAGUUGAUCACUUCAGGACCAACUUAAUGUUUUUACGAAUUUUUUUCUCAGGAUUUAAUUUUGAUAUAUAUUCGAAUAAUAUAAUCCAUUUUAAGGUUUACGACAAAUAUCCACUGCUCGACGGCGUUUUCUACCUUUCCUCCGUUUCUCAAUAUGGCGCCAAGACGGAGGUUUGUUUUUAAAGAAUUGCUCAUUUUUACGGCUCCACAAGUGCUUGAAAAUUUCUGAUUUUUUCAAACUUUCUAGAAAAAAAAAUCAAUGAAGUUUGAAGUUUGUUUUAAAAAAAAAACACGAUUAUGUAUAGUCCGUUCAGAUUUUGAAUAUCAAGUAGAAUGACGUCAUUCGAAAAUGCUCUGUGGAUGGCUCGCUCUCUGAUUGGUUUAUCGCACCAUUAGGGGCGGAGCUUGAGCGACGACUUGAAAUUCAAAAUCUGAACAGACUAUAUAUACCUAGGUCAGACCCCUAAUCCCUUAAGGGACCACCUAAAUUGUAGCCCUCUGGGGAGCAUUUUUUGCCCCUUGCAGGGGCUGUUUUUCCCCUAGCACUAUAGGGACCACUUUGUCAUUUCUAGGGGUAAAAAUAAAAAAAAUGUCUGCUCAAAGUUCCUCGCUGUAAAUUUUAAAGGAGAAUGGGAUAAUUUCAUAAACGUUUUGAAAGGAAAGUUCAUUUACAGUAACUCGAGAAUUUUUUUCGGAAGAUCUUUUAGAAAAAAAUAAAUUCCUUAUAUCUGAAUUUACCUCAGUAAUGUAAAUAAUUCAAGAUUUUCUCGAAAUUAUGUCGGCGACGAUUAAAAUUUGGCACUAUUUCAUAUUUUUUUCUUCUAACUUUCAGAAUACAAUUUUUUUGAGAUACUUUGUGAUUUUAGAUUUCAAAAAAUCAGACUGAAACUUCUUGGUUAUCAUAGGAAUGUUUUGAAGGUGUUUCUGGACGGCCGGAAGUUCUUUCUGCAACAAUUAUGCGUGAAAUGCCUCUGGUCGGAUUGGUUCUGUCGGACCUGCGGACAAGGUCUUUGGACUAUUCUUCAUGAUUAUCAUGAUAUUUUUCUCAGGAAAUUGGUUUGCUGGUCGCGCCAUCAUCCUCGGUACCCUCUACUAUUACGAUAUUUGUUGGUUUUUCCUUCUUAUUUCAGGAUUUUACAGGCUUUUGGAACUAAAAUUCAAAUAUUAGCGUGAUAAUUUAUUUUUUUACUGUCAAACUAGUCCUGUGUAAACUAUUUCCCUUAAGUUUUCACUUGAAAAAUUAAAAUGUGACUUCCAAGCUGACGAAAUUCCAGAAUAAAUGGUUCUUGGAUAGAAAUUAGGAACAAUUUUCUACUGAAAAUUCCAGUUUUUAUGAUUAAAUUUCGAAAAUAGCCACAUUUUACGAAUUUUUUAGGAUAUUUAUAGUCCUCUAACUACUAAAGUCAUACGUUCGGAAUUUCAGGUUCAUAUAUCGAAAAUCAAGAAAAUUAUCAUUCCUGUUGUGACCGACUUAGGAACUCCAGAGUGGUCCCUAUAGGGGCAAUCUUUGGGGCUCUUGGAGGGUCCCCUCUAGUGACCACUUUACCAACCCCUACAGGGGUGGGGAAGUCAGACGCUAAACCCCUAUAGGGACCACUAACGCUUGCAAAGAGGCCCCUAAAGUGGACAUGCUGGUCGAAAAUUGUUAUAAACUCUAUGCGAAAAAAAUUAAGCUUUUUUGAAUGAAGUUGAAAGACCCCUCUAGGGACCACUUGAGCUUUAGGGGCUAAGGGGUCAGACCGUACAUCCCUAGAGGGAUCACCUUAGUUUUACCCCUAUAAAGACCACUUGAGCUUUGGGGCUAUGAUGUCAUACCCUGAACCCCUACAGGGAGCACUUUUCGGCCCCUUUAGGAGCUCUUUGCUCCCCUAACCCCUAUAGGGACCACUCUAGAAUUCCUAGGGAAGUUUCGAGAUUAUAAUUUGCCGUGACCCUGUGCGUCAAAAAUCAGCUGAUUCAAGAAAUUUUUUUCAAAUCUACUAAAAAAAUUUUCAAAGCCAUUCCCUCUGCGAAUCAAACUCUGAACCGAAAAAAACUACCGUAACGAUUACAGUAUCCGCCGGCCGUUGCUGCCCACCCUCCUGCAAGAAAUGCAAAUCGCCGCUGUUGGUCCGCGACCAGCUCACUCAGCAACUCACCAAUGUGGGUACUAUGGUAAUCUACAGUACCCGCUCGAUUACCGUAUGCUACCGUAACCUCGUCUGCAGGGCAACUAUGCGUCGAUCAACGAGCCGUUGACGUGUUCGGCGUGCGGCGCCCACGACUUCCACCUCGUCCGCGACCUCAGAUGUUGCGCUUUGAGCGCCGUCGAUCCCAACAAACCUUGA
Caenorhabditis auriculariae is the source of this 9650-nucleotide messenger RNA. NCBI's taxonomy places the organism in Eukaryota, Metazoa, Nematoda, Chromadorea, Rhabditida, Rhabditidae. The record is from the annotation of a GenBank genome assembly.